GUAAAAGGACUUAAUGACCUUUACAAUAAACUUGCAUGGAGAGAGGAUGUGAAUGACUUUAAUUUAUACUUUGUCGUGCCAUCAGACAUUUUUGAAACAUUCCCCUUGCAAAAAUAUAAGAUAGAUAAAGGCAAGAAAAUUCCGGAAUGGAUUAAUAGCAUAACCCAAUAUGCAUUAGAGAUCGACUUAGAAAUUUUUAAUAAAGGCGCGAAAAAACGAUCUAGUGAUGCAAUAUCGGGAGAUGAUGAAAAUGAGGAAACGACGGAGAAGGGAACAAAUAAAGACGUGAAAAAAAGAAAACUGGAAAAGAUUGGGGAAGACGACGAAACUGAGGAAGCGUCAGGGAUAAGAAGCCAAAUGACCAAAAUUGAAACCAAUGUAGAUGUAGCUGAAGCUGAUAUAGUUGAAGUGGAAGAUGUUGUUGAAUUAGAUGUUAUUGAAGAAGUAGAUGUCGUUGAAGAAGUAGAUGUCGUUGAAGAAUUGAUGUAA
This is a messenger RNA of Racocetra fulgida, 489 nucleotides long. Lineage: Eukaryota; Fungi; Glomeromycota; Glomeromycetes; Diversisporales; Gigasporaceae. The record is from the annotation of a GenBank genome assembly.